UGCGCUGGGGAAACACCACUGUCUGAGGGCACUCCGCCAAGUGCAAGGCCGAAUACCGUUAGAAGGAAAACUCACCAGGAGCACGGCGACCCCUGGGAUUUCACGUCGUUUUUUCGCGCGAAGCAUGUGUGUGCAACUGCUGUGUUCCUCUUCGAAAGCGAUCAUCAGUGCAGGAGGCGUAUUAUAUAAGCCGAGCAGACACCCUUUCAGGAUCAGUUCUCCUGGGCGUUAGAGGUUCAGAUAUCCAUCAUGGUUUCCAGAACAACGAUCUGCAUUUUCAUUGUGCUUGCUGUAGCUGCCGCUGUAUGCAACGCAGAGUUUGGAACCGGAGGAGGAGGACGACGUCCCCACUUUAACUUCAAGCCGGAACCUCCAAGGCACCGCGUUGACGUCUUCGGUUCUGCCGCUGGAAACAACCGCAGGAACUUCAAUGCCAACGUGGGCGCAAGAGGAGAAUACGAUCUGCAUCGCUUUAGGAACGGAGGCCGCAUCACUGGUCACGUGGAAGGGUCCCAGUCCUUCGGUCGCUUCGACGGACAUUCGUACAGGGGAAAACCACAGGGAAGAGUUGGCAUCAGCGCUCACAUCCCAUUCUAAACCUGAGGCGAUCUUCUACGGAAGAGCAACUGGGCACUGUUGCAGAAGAUUAUGAGUUCCUACGUUCGUGUGAUAUUUCAUUAAGUUCCUUACGUGAUGAAACGUGUAAACUAGUCUCAAGGUAGAGUUCCAUUUGUAAAUGGUGUUGUCCCUUGGGCAUCAUGAAACUUUGUGAACAAUACGAAAAUAAAAUACGCAGUCAAUAAUAAUGGUA
Molecule: messenger RNA, 811 nt
Organism: Ornithodoros turicata
Lineage: Eukaryota; Metazoa; Arthropoda; Arachnida; Ixodida; Argasidae
Exons: 4
Coding region: 250-597 (115 amino acids)
Source: RefSeq, a predicted model, not a curated record